Molecule: messenger RNA, 4103 nt
Organism: Populus trichocarpa (black cottonwood)
Lineage: Eukaryota; Viridiplantae; Streptophyta; Magnoliopsida; Malpighiales; Salicaceae
Product: protein MEI2-like 4
Exons: 15
Coding region: 635-3565 (976 amino acids)
Molecular function (GO): RNA binding
Source: RefSeq, a predicted model, not a curated record
CUAAAAUCCAUACAACACAGCGAAGAGCUAAAGACAGAAAGAAGACCUUUCUCUUUCUUUUACUAACAACGGAUUUUCUAAUUAACGGCGUUAGAAUCAAGUCUGAACGGUUUCUCAACCUCAACUCUCUCUCAUGAUCUCGUGUUUGUAGGAACCUGGUCUAGUUUUUGCAACCAGAGUCUUCUCAUUUUUUUUACCGGCAGAGAGAUAAAAGAAAAGAACAACCUCGCCAAUAUUCUCACCUUCUGGCGAGAGGUCUCAAUCUUGCCGGAGCUUCCGUUUCUCUCCACCGGAGAAUCUGUUUCUUAGCUGAAGAGAGAAGAUUUGUAAUAAAAAAAGACGAAGAAGUAAAGUAUAGGAGGAGGUUAACGUGCAAUGCAGGGAAAUUAAAAGAGAAUCAAGGAAGGAAGGCGGUGUUUGGUUGGAGGAUCUUACACGGCAAAGAUGCUAUGCUGCUAAUAAGAUGAUGCCUUCUUCCUUCAAUUUCCCUUUCCUUUAGCCAGUUACAUACAAGACUCAGAGAUUUUUGUACACAAGUGUUAAUGCAACAGUGGGCCGCCCAGAUUGAGAUUUUUUUUAUUUUUUUUAUGGGUGGGGGGUUUUUAUAUAGUCUUGUUUUAGGUAUCAAUUCAUAAUGCCAUCUGAAAUAAUGGACUCACAGGGUUUGCCCUCAUCAUCAUUUUUCUCUGAGGAUGUUUCUUUUCCAGAGAGGCAGGUAGGGUUUUGGAAGUCAGACACGAUGCCUGAUCAACAUGCUGGGAAAUCAGCUGUUUUGACACCCCUAGAGAAACCUGUAGCUGUGGAUUCGGUUAAAUCGCUUGAACAUCCUCAGCUUUCCCUAAUGCAUGACCAUAAAAUGAAUCAUAGCUUAGAUAAGCAUGCGGUGGGAGCAGAGAGAGCAUUAAGUAGGUCCUUCACAUUGUUGAGACCUGUGGACAUUGAUCCAGGUACAAGGACUAGUUUGAAUGUACAGCCGGCAUCUUAUUUUGCAGAAGGUUGCAAAGUGAACGCAAUGGCAACUCAGCAUGAGAAUAGUCUCUUCUCAAGCUCAUUAUCAGAAUUAUUUAGCAGAAAGAUGAGUUUAUCUUCAACCAAUCCUCUAUAUGGCCAUUCUGUUGAUACUAUUGCAUCUCAUUUCGAGGAAGAGGAACAUUUUGAGUCCCUUGAAGAAAUUGAGGCCCAAACCAUUGGUAACCUUCUCCCUAAUGAUGAUGACUUGUUUACUGGGGUGACCGAUAGGGUAGAAAAUAUUAACCAUCCCAGUGGUGGAGAUGAUAUGGAGGAGUUGGACUUUUUCAGCAGCGUUGGAGGGAUGGAUUUGGGGGAUGAUGGUUCUGUGGCCCAGAUUGAUUCUGAAUUUCCUGGAGGAGCUUCCAAUGGUCAGCUGGGGGCAUGCAAUCUUUCAAUGGCAGGAGAACACCCUUAUGGUGAACACCCUUCUAGAACACUCUUUGUGAGAAAUAUAAAUAGCAAUGUUGAAGACUCUGAGUUAAGAGCUGUAUUUGAGCAAUAUGGUGAUAUCCGUACACUUUAUACGGCUUGCAAGCAUCGUGGUUUUGUUAUGAUAUCCUAUUACGAUAUUAGAGCAGCCAAAAACGCGAUGAAAGCACUACAGAAUAGGCCAUUGAGACGUAGGAAACUUGACAUUCAUUACUCAAUUCCAAAGGACAACCCUUCAGAGAAAGAUUUUAACCAGGGUACUCUUGUUGUAUCCAACCUUGAUUCUUCUGUUUCAAAUGACGAACUUCGUCAGAUCUUUGGUGUUUAUGGAGAGAUCAAGGAGAUUCGUGAAACCCCAAACAGAAAUCAUCACAAAUUAGUUGAAUUUUAUGAUGUGAGAGCUGCAGAAGCUGCUCUUUGUGCAAUGAAUAAGAGUGAUAUUGCUGGGAAGCGGAUUAAGCUAGAGGCAAGCCAUCCACGGGGUUUAAAACGUUUAUCGCAACAGAUUCCUACUGAGUUGGAACAAGAUGAUUUUCGGCCUUUUGUGCAGCAGAUUAGCCCUUCCAUUAACUUAACUACUGGAUUCUCUGGAACAAUUACAUCCAGUGGCAUGGAUAAUGGGCCUAUUUUGGGUGCACCCUCUGCAAUACAAGCUCCAUUUUUGAAAUCUGCAUUGCAUCAUGGAAUCUCUUCUAGUGUUCCUAACAGCUUGUCCUCACUUUUGAGAGUUGAAUCAGCUGGCAAUCAAACUGGCUUUGCUGAGCUUAGUCACUCACCAGGUCAAUUGAAAUUUGAUAUUCAGGGCGCUCCAAAUUUUCAUCCUCAUUCACUUCCAGAGUAUGAUGGUCUAAAUAGUGGUGUUCACUGCAAUUCUCCUGGAGCAAUGGCUGCAAACAUCAAUCCAAGGCCACUUGAAAGAAUUUAUACCCGGCAGUUAGCCAGAAUGAGCUCAAAUGGAAAUCCAAUUGAGUUCAGUGAAGGAGUUUUUGGAUCUGCUCAAAAUGGAAGCUGCCCUCUAACUGGGCAUCACUAUAUAUGGGGUAACUCCUAUCAUCACCAGCUUCCAGGCAUGAUUUGGCCAAGCUCACCAUCGUUUGUCAAUGGAAUUUCUAUUGCUCAUCCUGGACCACGGCUGCAUGGACCUCCUAGAGCACCAUCUCCUAUGCUGAAUCCAGUUUUACCCAUCAAUAACCAACAUGUGGGAUCAGCGCCAGCUGUUAAUCCUUCUCUCUGGGAUAGGCAACGUGCAUAUGCAGGGGAAUCUCCUGACACAUCUGGUUUCCAUCCUGGCUCCCUUGGGAGCAUAAGGAUAUCCAAUAAUUCGUUGCAGUCCAUGGAAUUUCUCUCUGCUAACAUGUUUCCUCAUGGUGGCGGAAACCGUCUGGAACUUUUAAUGACCCCAAAAAAUGUCGGGCUCCAAUCCCAACAGCAGAGGUCCAUGGUGUUUCCUGGCAGAGGCCAAAUGAUUCCCAUGAUUAAUACAUUUGAUCCUCCUAGUGAACGUGCUAGAAGCCGUAGAAAUGAGGGCAGCAUUAGUCAGGCUGACAAGAAACAAUAUGAGCUUGACAUUGAUCGGAUAUUGCGAGGGGAAGACAACCGUACAACACUUAUGAUAAAGAAUAUUCCGAACAAGUAUACUUCAAAAAUGCUUCUGGCAGCAAUUGAUGAACACCAUAAAGGGUCUUACAAUUUCAUUUACCUGCCAAUUGAUUUUAAGAACAAAUGCAAUGUUGGGUAUGCAUUUAUCAACAUGAUUGAUCCCAGUCAAAUAAUUCCAUUCUAUCAGGCAUUUAAUGGGAAGAAAUGGGAGAAGUUCAAUAGUGAAAAGGUAGCAUUGCUUGCAUAUGCUCGCAUACAAGGAAAAACAGCUCUCAUUGCACAUUUCCAGAAUUCAAGCUUGAUGAACGAGGAUAAGAGAUGCAGACCCAUUCUCUUCAAUACUGAUGGACCCAAUGCAGGUGACCAGGUUCCCUUUCCAAUGGGGGUUAAUGUAAGAACUAGACCUGGGAAACCCCGAACCAUCACCCACGAGGAGAAUCAGCAAGGAAGCCCAUCAAAUCUGGCGGGUGGGGAGGAUUCUUCAAAUGGGGAUGCUUCCUCAGGUUCUGGAAAGGAGUCUGAUUAAGCAAGCCACUUGUUUUUGAGGGCGCUAACCUUGUAGGACUGAGUAAUUUAAAAUCGGUACCACUCCAAGUCUUUAUGAAUGAUGUUGGGGUGCCUGAUUAAAAAGGGACCUUUUUUGUUUCAGCUUUUGAGAAGUUUCUUAAACGUUUAGGGGACAUGGCCAGACCUAAGGUGAUUUUCCAAUUUUAUUCUGGUUUUCAUAAAAUUCUGAACUGGUUAGGCAAGAGAAGCAUCUGGUGGAGCUUCGAAAUUUUGGAUGUUGUUGAGAGUAGUCCUAUAUAGAUAUAUAUACAACAUAUGUAUAGGAGUUUCUGAGAACUGAAGGGAUCAUUUUGUCGUGGUUCCAGAGGCUUCUGUAUUUUCCCGGGUUUUGUUUGUUUUUUGAAUGCAUGGCUUGGAUCCCAUUUGUAGUUUUUCGCUGAUAUAUACCGAAGUCAGGGAGGAGCUCUGUUUUGGAAAUUUUUGAGGUGGUCACUUAUUGAUGUCGUUUACCAUUAUUGCUUAUUGAUAGAGGCGUGCUGUGCCCUUAACUUUGUGCC